UCCACCUCACAGUCCGUCCUCUCCUUGACGCUCGGUCAUUCCUUCUUUCCACCCUCAUUCCUUGGGUUUUUUGCUCUAUACUGCUGUGCAGUACGCAUUCCUUAGACUCCUCUGUCGACCAGAGCAUCAAUCCUUCCAAAAGAAAACAGUGACCCUACAUUGUCAACCAAAAGCAAAUCACUUCACCAAAUAACCACUACCACAAUUCUAUACCAAACAACUCACAUCCAUUACAAUGGCCCCUCUUUCCAAGUCUCUCGCCCUGGCUGGCACUCUCUUUGCCGCCUUCGGCUCUGCUGCUCCUGUUGAGAAGCGCUCAACCGAAGUUGUUUACCAGACCGUCACCUCCGUCGUCUGGACCACUGUCGACGUGACCACCACCAUCUACGGCGCUGCCCCUACCGAAUCCGCUGCCGCUAGCCCUACCCCCGAAUCUCAAUACCAGCUGCCCGGCAACAGCCAGCCUGAGCAAUCCGUCAACUACCAGCCCUCUUCCUUCACUACCUCCACCUCCACCGCUUGGGGCGCUGCUUGGACCCCCGAGCCCGCAUCCUCCACCACUUCGACUUCCACCAGUGAGUGGGAACCCGCCUGGACUCCAGCCCCCACCACCUCCAGCUCCACCAGUGAAUGGGAGCCUGCCUGGACUCCUUCCACUACCAGCCAAGAGCCCGCCUGGACCUCCGGGUCUCCUUGCACGGGUGAUCUGACCUACUACGUGGCUGGACUGGGAUCCUGCGGCAUCACCAGCAACGGCAACACCGAUAUGGUGGUUGCGCUUCCCCAUGGCAUCAUGCAAGACAGCGACUGCGGCAAGACCGUGAAGAUCACCUACAACGGUGUGACCGACUACGGCACCGUCUGGGACAAGUGCAUGGGUUGUGAUGAUGUGUCGAUCGACCUGUCGGAGAAGCUGUUCAAGAAGUUCGGUACCGAGUCCGAGGGACGCCUGACGGGCGCGGAGUGGUACAUUGAGUAGAUGGCCGGGAUGGAACGGAAUUAUUUUACCCUUCUUGUCACUCGUUGAUUGACUGAUUUAGAUAUGAUGAUUUUGAUUUCUUGUUUAUA
This is a messenger RNA of Aspergillus vadensis CBS 113365, 1068 nucleotides long. Its product is annotated as RlpA-like double-psi beta-barrel domain-containing protein. The coding region runs from base 236 to 979 and encodes 247 amino acids. NCBI's taxonomy places the organism in Eukaryota, Fungi, Ascomycota, Eurotiomycetes, Eurotiales, Aspergillaceae. The record is from RefSeq and is a predicted model, not a curated record. The transcript is spliced from 2 exons.